AUGAAACCUUUCAAACUUAAUCUUUCGCAAAACAGAAAACAACGAAUCAACCUAAUGGUGCAUUCGAAACGUGAGAUCUUAGAACAAUAUAGUACAUUUCUUGAACGUAAUAUCGUCCUAACCGAUGGCUUAUUGCAAUGGAUAAAAGACGAAAAAAUGCUUUCUAAUCGUGUUCUUACUAAUAUUCAAGCGAUAUCUUCGUCAAUUGAAAAGAAUAGAAUAUUUCUGUCGAAUAUAUCCGAUUAUGGCGAUGCGGGCUUUACGAAAUUAGUCGAAGGAUUGAUUGCAAACGGUCAACCAUUCAUUGGCGAGCUGUUAGAAAACGAAGAUAAAAAAGCAUCGGAAUCGACCGAUGAUGAUAUUUCGAAAAAAGUGAAAAUCGAUGACGAGAUGUUAAAACAAUGUCCAGGUGUUGAUAAAUUACGCGCAGAUACAAGAGACAAACUUAAGACAUAUCUUCAGGAACAAUUAUUCCGAGCUUAUAUACGUGACAAAUGGAGUAAUCAAAAUCAGGGCAAAUCAGUGGAAAUGAUCAAUCUGAAAAGACAGCAUUAUGAAAAACAACGGCGAUUAUCGAUUUCGGUCGAAGGAGAUAAACAAAUCAUUAUCAAUUUAAGAGAAGCACUCCGUGACGAACAAAUUGCUCGCCAAGAGAAAGAAGAUGAAGUAAAAGAUCUUCGAAACGAAAUUGCGCGAUUGAAGGUCGAUAUCGAACAAAAAUGGUCGAGUCAAAUCAAAAUGGUCGAUGCGAAUACUCGAACAGUUUUCAAAAUGCACGACAAAAUGGUUAUGCUAGCUGAUUGGCUUUCUUCAUUAGAUGAAAUUCUCGGGACGAAUAUAAAUGGAAGUGGAAUCGAUUCGGAUACAUUGGAUCACUUAGAAAACAAACUCAAGCGAUACAGAUCAGAAAUUGAAUCACUUCGUAAACGAGGAAUCGGUACGGAUAAACUGAAAGAGGAACUGUACGAUGCUAUUUACAGUAGUCGAUCUUUAUCAAUCGAAGAUCGAAACAAUAAAUCGUUCUACGAACUUCUCCUCCGUCUCUACGGAUUGAACCAGGUGACUGAGCUAGCCAAAAUCUGUGUGAAAGAUGUUUUACAGUUGAAGCAAGAUCGUGAAUAUGUCCAUGACAUCAAAUGGCGAGAUGAAAAAAUCGAUCGACUUACUCGUGAGAACGAAGAAUUGACGAUCGAAAAUGAGCAACUCAGAUCGACAAUUGAUUCAACGAAAAAAGUACCGUGGCGUCCUGCAAAUUCCUCGAAUCCGAUCGAAAAACGUGACCUAGGCCGACACCGAGACGUACUCAAACCAUCCAAUGUUCAGCUCGGAGCAAAACCUGGAAGCAACAAUCUACGAAACAAUUCAAGUGCAUUUCUUCGACAUCAAUCCAGCCUUCGACUUAUAAAUCCAACGAUCAUGAAUUCAACAACUCUCUUCGCCGGUGUUCUCAGUUGUGUUUUACUCAUGUUAGCUCUCACUCAUUCAUUCGCAUUAUCAGACCAGACAUCCGAUGGCGAACAACACCACCUACUCUUCGAACAAUCACCGAUUCUUUUACCGAAUAAAUUGAUUUCAAUUUAUCAAGAUGAUAGUGCCAGCAAUGAAGAUUCCAGUGUUCAUGAAUUCGAAAAGCGCCGAUUCAACGCCUGGGCCGGUAAACGCAGUACAUUCGGCAAACGACGUUUCAAUGCGUGGGCUGGUCGACGAUAG
Molecule: messenger RNA, 1710 nt
Organism: Adineta ricciae
Lineage: Eukaryota; Metazoa; Rotifera; Eurotatoria; Adinetida; Adinetidae
Source: the annotation of a GenBank genome assembly